Messenger RNA from Serendipita indica DSM 11827, 1476 nucleotides. NCBI's taxonomy places the organism in Eukaryota, Fungi, Basidiomycota, Agaricomycetes, Sebacinales, Serendipitaceae. The record is from the annotation of a GenBank genome assembly.
AUGCUCCAGCAUCACGAAGUCCCGAAACCUUUGGUGCGGUUCAUCCCACCUUUGCAAGAACAGCGUCAAAUCUUCCUCCUCAAUGUCCUACGCGACGAGGAUCCACAGCGCGUUCUGGAUCUCGGUUGCGGCGAAGGAUCACUACUCGCUGCGAUGUGCCAACCUGGCUUGGCACUUUCUUGUCGACCAGAUUUCAACGAGAAAUAUGGGAUAAAUCCAAGCGCUCCUGUCCUUUCAGUAGCAGACAAGUAUCCAGCAAUAAACAUAAACUGCAUUCACGGACUUGACAUCAGUGAGAAGUGUCUAGCACUGGCAAACGAUAUGAUCAAGCCACCAAAUGAUGAAUCAGAGAGGCCCACAUGGACGCGCCCCCGUCCACGAUGGAUAGAAACCACAGUCUCGCUAUGGAAAGGCGGAUUACAAUCAUUCAAUGACGAAUUCAGAGGCCUUGACGUCAUUACGGCAACAGAAGUGAUUGAGCAUCUUGCCGAUGAAAUUCUAGAGUGCUUUUGUCCCAUGGUACUUGGAAUAUACGCGCCGAAAGUCCUUGUUAUCACCACUCCCAACUACGAUUUUAACGCAUUGUUCUCUGCUCCAACUACAGCGCUAAACGAGAUAGAGCCCAUACGCGGAGGCUAUCUGGAUCCUAGUGGUCGCACAUCUCGCGUCUUUCGCCACCACGACCACAAAUUUGAAUGGACUAGAGACGAAUUUCAACUCUGGUGCGAGGCAAAUGCACGUCGUUGGGGUUACGACGUUUGUGUCUCUGGUAUUGGCCAAAGCACUAUAGCCGACCCUUGGCGCCGAGAUGAAGAAGGAGGUCCUUAUUAUGCCACACAGGGAGCAAUAUUUCGCCGAAAAGAGCAGACCAGUGUUGCUGAGCGAGCAACCCUGCAAGAGGAUGCGUAUACUUUGAUUGCUAGACUUGGUCUAUCCACAUCACCACACGAGCUAUUCGCUCGGCACAUACACAAGGUUUAUCCUAGCGCCUUCGACACACAAUCGUUCACUCACGAGGAGAUAAGAUCUGCUGUUCAAACCGCACUGGCCGACUCUCUAUGGCAAGCUGAGGGAGAUAUCCACGAGCUGUGGAAUUACGACGAGGUUUCGACUGCAUGUGGAGGCAGACUAGAGAAUCUAUAUGAUGCCCUCAUAGCGGAUGGAAUCGCUGAAGCACCUGAAAUGAACACCAAUUGGAGCUGGGUGCAACCAGAACUGCGGGCGAGAUGGGCGAGGCGCAUAAGAUGGAACAAAUACACUCCAAGACGGGAAGAGAGUCUGUGGGAGUCCAAGUCGGAUCACAUACCGUCCUGGACUCAUGGCGAACUCUCAGAGGGAGAGGUUUUGGGGUGCGGGAAGCCUCGAAGCCAGCGUAUAUCCGAUACAGAAGAGUGGGAAUCAGGUAACUCAUGGGCUUCUGAAGACACCGACCACUGGAACAUUUCUUCUUCAUCAUUCAGGUUGUCUGGAUGGUAA